Messenger RNA from Sinocyclocheilus anshuiensis, 2707 nucleotides. RefSeq names its product dual specificity mitogen-activated protein kinase kinase 7-like. NCBI's taxonomy places the organism in Eukaryota, Metazoa, Chordata, Actinopteri, Cypriniformes, Cyprinidae. Gene Ontology annotation, biological process: protein phosphorylation. The transcript is spliced from 12 exons. The record is from RefSeq and is a predicted model, not a curated record. The coding region runs from base 24 to 1340 and encodes 438 amino acids. Gene Ontology annotation, molecular function: protein kinase activity; ATP binding.
AUGGUGCUGCUGAAGUUUUCAAGAUGUCGUCGCUGGAGCAGAGACUCUCCCGAAUCGAGGAGAAACUCAAGCAGGAAAAUAAAGAAGCCCGUAAACGAAUCGACCUGAACAUCGACAUGAGCCCGCAGCGGACGCGUCCGAGGCCAAUCAUCGUGAUCCAGCUCAGUCCAGCUCCAGCCCCCUCCCAGCGCGCAGCCCUACAGUUACCAUUGGCCAACGAUGGAGGAAGUCGCUCGUCCUCCUCAGAAAGCUCUCCUCAACACCCCUCGUACCCUAGCAGACCCCGACAAAUGCUUACGCUUCCCACCCCAACCUACAGCCUACAGAAGAGCCUGGAGAAUGCUGAAAUUGACCAGAAGCUGCAGGAAAUCAUGAAACAAACUGGAUAUCUGAAGAUUGACGGACAGCGUUACCCUGCAGAGGUGACGGAUCUGAUCAGUGAGGGGGAGAUCGGCAGUGGAACCUGUGGACAGGUGUUUAAAGUUCGCUUUAAGAAGACUGGCCAUGUUAUCGCAGUUAAGCAAAUGAGGAGGACAGGUAAUAAAGAUGAGAAUAAGAGAAUCCUCAUGGAUCUAGAUGUUGUGUUGAAGAGUCAUGACUGUCCGUACAUCAUUCAGUGCUAUGGAGCAAUCGUCACCAAUACGGAUGUGUUCAUUGCCAUGGAACUAAUGGGGACGUGUGCAGAGAAGCUGAAGAAGCGGAUCCAGGGGCCCAUACCAGAGGCCAUUCUGGGAAAGAUGACCGUGGCCAUUGUAAAGGCUCUGCUUUAUCUAAAAGAGAAACAUGGUGUCAUUCACCGAGAUGUGAAGCCAUCUAAUAUCCUGUUGGAUGCCAAAGGGCAGAUCAAACUCUGUGAUUUUGGCAUUAGUGGCCGACUGGUAGAUUCUAAGGCCAAAACUCGCAGCGCCGGCUGUGCUGCAUACAUGGCGCCUGAGAGAAUAGACCCUCCAGACCCCAGUAAGCCAGACUAUGACAUCAGAGCUGACGUCUGGAGUCUUGGCAUUUCUCUGGUGGAGCUAGCCACGGGACAGUUUCCUUACAAGAACUGCAAGACAGACUUUGAGGUUCUCACCAAAGUUCUGCAAGAGGACCCACCGGUCCUUCCUCUCAGCAUGGGCUUUUCCCCUGACUUUCAGUCCUUCGUCAAAGACUGCCUCACAAAGGAUCACAGAAAAAGGCCAAAAUACCACAAGCUGCUUGAACACAGUUUUAUCCGUCGUUAUGAAGUGUCAGAAGUAGAUGUGGCGGGCUGGUUCCAGACGGUGAUGGAGCGCACAGAGUCUCCUCGCAGCAGCCAGUGCUUCAGCCAUCACCAGCUCCACUCUCUUUUCAGCAGGUAGCCAGGCGGGGAUCGAGAGAAACGGAGGGAUGUCGUGAGAGAAAGAAUUAUGCCGAUUUUGAGAGGUUGAUUUAGAGACACAGAUGGACAGGUUUGAAAUAUAAAUGAUGUAAACGAAAAAGACAGGAUGGAGUGGAAAUAGACCGUUUGAGAGAGAGAAAUGGCUGAAACAAAGAGAGAAUGUUAAUUUGGGAGUUUGACUGAUCGACAGACAAUCCUGGGCAGGUUUGAUGUAAAUCUGAAAUUUUUUUUUUCCUUCUCAUCCACCCAUCGAACAGGAUGGACCAUUGCAGUUUAACACAGUCACUGUGGCACACACAUACAUUUACAGUAACACACUGCUUCACUAAAUCACGAUCACUGACUGCCAUAUAAAGGUUAGCCACAAGAGUAAGCGUACAAUCCGUUCACUUCAAAAUCCAAAUCCACAUGUCAUGAAAUCCUCCGUAGCCCCUUACUCAGGGACUGAACAGAGUAGUCGAACAACACUGUGCAAUGGUGUGUGUGUGUGUUAUCCGUUUAUCAGUCCUAGCUCUUCACUUUCCUGUAUGGUUUAAGUACACUUAGCCAUUAGGCAAAUCUAAGCAAAUAGAAAUUAGUGAGAUAAUAGUGGUGUGAUAUAUCAAAAACUGUUUUAUAGAAGUGUUCUUUUGCUGGCAAGCAUCAGCAGAUAUUUCAGUAACAUGUACUUAAAGAGUUAGUGAUUCUUAGUCGUAGAAUUUCUAAUCCUUGGUGUUUAGCUUGCUAUAACUAGUUUGGUCUAGAAUUUUUAUGUAUUGAAAAUAUAUAUAUUGGCUAAGAGAGAAGGUUGUAUAUUAAGAUAAAACUAGUGGUUGACCGAUAAGAUGAAAUGUCUAUCCCAAUUUAAUAUGCAGAGACAACUAUAAAUUACCAAUUUUUGUUUGCUUGAGAAGCCUGACUCAGAGACAUUGGUUAAACCAAUGGUGUAAAUUUGGGGCGGGACUAUCUGCUUUGUCUGACCAAUGGCAAACGGGGGAAAUGUUCUGGAAAAUCUGUUUGAAAAUGUUAUUAUAACGUUUAUAAGUAACGUUGGUGUUUGUGUAAUUCUGUUAUGCUAGUCAUUCAGAAAUUACACACUUCACUUUCAUUGGCCGAUGACGAUAUCUCGAAACACUUCUGUUCAUCAGGCAAUGGUGAUAAUCUCAAAAUGGCCAAAUAUUGGACUAUGUAUCGGUCUAUCACUAGAUAAAACACAAAAAAAUUAGCCCAGAAUGUGUAGUCAUACACAGUGCACACCUCAGGAAGACAAGUGUUAGAAAUGGGUAUUUUAACAAGAUUUAGCUGUGUUUCAGUCUUAGAGUGUGCAAUCAAGUCACCAAAAGCAUAGAUGAGAGAUGUUGUCAUAGU